Molecule: messenger RNA, 5338 nt
Organism: Priapulus caudatus
Lineage: Eukaryota; Metazoa; Priapulida; Priapulimorpha; Priapulimorphida; Priapulidae
Product: RNA-binding protein 26-like
Exons: 19
Coding region: 270-3290 (1006 amino acids)
Biological process (GO): mRNA processing
Cellular component (GO): nucleus
Molecular function (GO): RNA binding; metal ion binding
Source: RefSeq, a predicted model, not a curated record
GAGGCUAUGUCGCCAUCAUGUGAAUAUUGCUAGAAUUGAAUUUUCAUGCAGCAUGUUUCGUUUAAACAAAUAUUUUGCAGUGUUUGUUACAUAAGGUUGUGUAUAAUCGCAAGAAUAAAGUAUCGACCCGAAUGCACUGCAUGGUUACUCGAUUGUAGCCCACUUAUUGUCCAUAUUAUUCAAAACGUGAUCACGAAAAAAAACCUUUCGCGUUGUAACUUCUAAUCCAAAGUAGCUAGACCUACAUCGCGUUUCCUCGAAUCGUGAAUAUGGUUCUCAUUGAAAACAUCGAAGCACUGAAACUAUGGCUUACGAGAGCGCUGACACCCAUGACCGAUGCAGAUCCUGCUGCUUUGGCGAAAUACGUAGUUGCAUUGGUCAAGAAAGACAAGCCAGAGCAAGAGUUGAAGAACAUUUGUAACGAUCAGCUUGAUGUCUUCCUACAAAAAGAAACUGGGAAAUUUGUUGAUAUGCUAUUUGAGUCAUUAAAAACCAAAACGUACAUUGUAAAAGUAGAAGAAAGUAAUGGACUCCAGGCUUUAUCACAGUCAGAAGAAAGAAAUGUCAUUGUGAAGCAAGAGGAAAAGAUUGAUAUUAAGAAAGAGUCGGAUGAGGAGAAUAGGAAACCACCAACAGAAACAAGGCCUCGAAGUCCAACCAUUUCCGUGCGAAGAAGCAGCCCUGGUAGAAGAAGUCCACUAAGGAGAAGUCCGGAGAGAAGACGGAGCAGGAGCCCUGGAGGAAGACAGUUUGUUAGAAACAGGGACGACCGAGGAAGGCGGGACUACGAUGACAGGCGCUAUCCCAUUCGACGGCAGGUUGGAAGUCGUUACGACCGUGCCCCGCCCUCAAGGAGGAGGAGAACUCGUAGUCGGUCUCGCAGUCGGUCGCCCGAUCGAUUGAAAGCAAGAGCAGCUAGUCCGCACCCGAAGUCAAAGUCACGGUCAAGGUCACCAAUAGCGGCUGAUGCGAAAUUGCGCAGUCCGCUGCGAUCCCGGGACACGCCCACGCCUCCGCCCCCACCGAUCACGUCUGUCAAUUCUGCAGUAGCACCGCCUCCUCCUGCUGCGCUGGUGAGCGAGGGCAGACGUGUCGGCAAACCCCGAUGUCGAGAUUACGACGAGAAGGGAUUCUGCAUGAGAGGUGACCUGUGUCCAUUUGACCAUGGUCAGGACCCGGUCAUAGUGGAAGACGUAAACCUACAGUCGAUGAUCACGUUUGGUACACCUGUGCCUGGAAUGCCUGGGCCGCCGCAGGGCCCGCCGCCGCAUCAGCCGGGCAUCGGCCCUCCGCCCUCGAUCACGUCUAUGUCCGGCAACCCGAUGCCAAUGUCGCAUCCGCCACCGCCGCCGCACCGUCCGCCCGUGCCCAUCUCACAACACAGCCUGCCGCCGCCGCCACCACGCCUUCCCGUCGAGCCGUACAUCCCCGAGCCGUACAACCCGGAGACGCCGGGAAUCAGCCGGCCGCGCGCGCCGCCACCCCCCAGCAUGCCGCCGCCGCCGCACCGGCCACACGGAGGACCGCCCCCGCCGUUCUGGAACCCUCCGCCGGGAUUCAACCGGCCGGUGCGACAUGCAGCGCCACUGAGGCAGCGCGAGCUCGUCUCGCUCGUCGGCUCCCACUCCGUCGCCCCGACAGGUGCUGAACAUCAGAGGCAGCAACCAGAUGUCGCGUUGGGAAGCAACCGCAUUGUGAUCACGCAGAAGCGUCCGUAUGACGACGUGGACAAGGAUCGCAUUCCGAGCUACAACCCUGAAGAGCCGGCGAAGCGGUCGACCGGAUUUGACUACAGCCGACUGGGUGGGAUCAAAAAGACGUCGGGGUACGAUCCCAACAAUGUCGUGCUUGAAAUCAGGAAAAUUCCACGUGGAUUUAAUAAUAUCGGCAAGAUAAAUGAACACUUUCAGAAGUUUGGAACCAUCACAAAUAUCACGGUGUGCUAUGAAGGCGACGUUGAAGCUGCGUUAGUGCAGUUUCUCACGCAUGCUCAGGCUAAUGCUGCUUACCGGUCACCGGACCCCGUGUUCAACAGCCGGUUUGUGAAAGUCUUUUGGCACAAAGAGGGUGGAUUGCACGAUAAUGUGCCUGCGGCUAAGAAGGCUCCACUGCCAGCCAGAGCACAGCUGUCACUCAACAACAUGCCCAAGGCCGAGGACAAAACAGAGGAGCCGGCCGUCGUGCACAAAACAUCGACGGGGCUGACGAGGACGGUGUACAAUGCUGCGACAGCGCACGCACCGCCGCCCCCGACCGCCAAGACGUCGGCGGAGGCGUCAUCUGCGGCGGCGAUCAAGGAGGAGAUUCUGGAGCAGAUCAACGUCGCGAACAGUGCGGCCGUCGCGCGGUCGAACGCGAAGAAGAAGCAGGAGGAGAAGAUGAAGCAAGGAGCCAAGUUGAAGGCAGACCUGCACAAGCAGCAGCAGCAGCUGCUGGAGAGGCACAUCCAGCAGCAGAAGGUACUUAUAGAGAAACUGGAGAAGAACAAGCAAGUGAACCCGAGCGAGAGAGCCUCCAUCAUGAAGACAUUGAUGUCACUGCAAGACAGCAUAGCAAAGUUAAAAGAGGAGAUCACCAAACCAGAGUUGCAGUCGUUGACAAAAAAGGAGGCACAGAAGGUGUUGCUUGAUGCAGAGUUGGAGGUGAUGACUAAGGAGGCUACUGGAGCUGACAGCUCUGAGCUGAGAAAGCGUCUCGCUGAACUGCGCCACGAGGCAUAUAGUCUCGGCCUUGUGGGAGCCGCGCAGACCUACCGUGGGCGGGGGCGUGGCCGGGGUAGAGGCAGGGGGCGGGGCAUCGGCGAGGGGCGGCGCGGUCGAGGCAGGGGUGUGCGGGGCGGCAGGGGCGCGAUGGGGCAGCACAACACGAUCGACAGGAGGCCGCGACAGCUGAUGGUGCAAGGCUUCUCCCUCGACGAGAAGGAGGAGCUGAUGUCUCACUUUGCAACCUUCGGCGCAGAGUCGACCGAGUUUGACGACAGUGCGGCGCGGCCGUCGCUCGUCGUCGGAUUCAAGCGUCGGCCGGUGGCCGAGUACGCCGCCGGCAAUGCCGCAACGUUCCGGGGCAGGAAGCUGACGAUGGCGUGGCACGCGGCGACGCUGCUUGCGCCGGCAGCAGCGGCGGUGACGUCGCAGCACCAGCAGGACGAGGAGGAGGACCUCGGAGACCUGGAUGCCGCGGAGGCUGCGCUGCUCGCUGAGGGCGAAGAUGACGAAACGGCAGAUGACGACAUCCUCCUUGGUGACGACGAGGACGACGACGACGACGAAUCACGCUCCUGGCGCCGAUGAUCGCCGUGGAAACGCCGCGGAGCAUUCGACAGUGACGUCACGGUCGUCUUCUGAGAGUGCCGGAUGGUGCAGGCGGAGGCUCGCGUGUUUCUAGAACAGUGUCUGUACGCGUGUAUGUAGUAGUAGGUGGGCAGUGGUCAGCACACACUCGAUGCGUGUGUAGUGAUGGAUAGCAGCUGGGAACAAGUGUAAUGACCAGGCCGUGCCUGUCACUGCUAAUUGACACAGACGAGCCAGCGAACAUGAAUUAAUUCACCCUUAUUAGUCCACUGCCCGUGUACAGUUUGUGAUGGUGCAUAAAGAUGUAUUUGAAUGCCCACUCGUUUAUAUGUCGCUUAUCUCGCGUUUAUGUUUUAGUCGUUAGUUUAUGCAAAGUUUGGCCUUCUUUCACUCCGCAUCCUCUCUGUUUUAAAAGCACGGCUUCAAUGAAUUGUACUGUCGUAUAGUUUGAACCUGGUCAGAGAUCCAAAAGGAGUGGUCCUGUCCUCGAUCAGUUUGCCAAGGUGACUGUGCGUGAUGCAUGCAGAGUUGAUGCCCUGUUAACCGGUAACUCCAUGCAAUCGUCGUGAGUUUCAGCUCGUCAUGUGUACUGGUCUCAUUUUCUAGCACCACUCAUUUGAUACUUUCUGCCAAGUCGUCUAUACCGGCAUUUACUGCUGGUAGUGUUUGACCUAAUGUGCCGUGUUUCCGAUUUCUAAUGGCAGUGGCCUGGUGUGCAUCUCGCUACUCUGUCUACGUUAUUAGAGCGAGCUCGUUUGCAGUGCCAGGCAGUAUCAUUAUUGAAAUCAGAAAGUGACAGGCAUCAAUUACAACAUGCACCAUGUCUCUUAUCGUAGAAUAGACAAAUGUAAUGGUUUUAAUGGUUGAAUUAUAAUAUUUUACACUUAAAUCUGUAGGAAUGUGAUGAUGCUGUUAUCCUAGUCUUUGUAUACUAGAGUGGGAGAGAGGAAGGGCAACAGACGUGUGUCUUGAAUUUCUUAUCUUGUUAUCAGGCUGUGACAUUUUCUUUGAUGUUUAAAUGUGGAUGAUUUCUAUGCUGGGGUACCUACUAGUUUUCAAUGCUGAUGAAAUCAAUGUGAUAACUAGCAGAUCUCGAUACAUUUUUAAACCAAGUAGCCAGCGUGUUGUACAUGGUUUGUAACUUAUAUAGAGCUGAUGGUACAGUUGUUUUCUGUUUGAUAAAGCUGAUUAGCAGUAAAAUCUUGGUUUCCAGCCAGAGAAUGCCCAACCCAAUCAAAUCACUUCUGUGUAUCAGUUUUACUGCACCUCUGGUUUCUUCACUUCGUUGACGGUGUUACGGCUACUAGUGUGUACUGAUUCUUCAGGGGUUUUUGUUGAAAUGUAUUUACUUGUGACGGUGAAUAUGUGCAGUACGUUCAUUCACUUUCUCAUACCUCUGUCCCUCUAUCCCUCACUAAUAUGCUACUGUGGGGGUUAAGUAGCUGCAUCAACGUCUGGAUCCCCAAAUUCAUCAUGAACAACUUUGCCUCAUCAAUGUUGAGUGACGGCAGUGUAGCCAGCUGUUUAUGUGCUAAAAAUAGCAUUUGUCACAACUCAUGAACUUGAGGAUACGUGACGUAUUGGGGUCACCAGUUGAAUAGGUGCCGACAGGCUAGAAAACUGAACAGUCAGUGAACGUACUUGCACAAGUGCACCUUCGGAUUUCUUCGUGAUCAAAAAUGUUGCCAGUCAUUUCUAGACAGAGACUUGAUACAGCCGUUGAAGUAAUAUUCUAGUGUUUGCACAUUAUUUGUAGUGCAGCAGCAGUGAGAAGUAUUUUUGCUCUGUAUUGUAUAAUUUUAUUAGUGUGUUACUGUGCAAGUUGGAUGUAUUUCUUGUUGACAUGCAGAUCGUUGUCAAAAUAUUAUGUAUUUUGAAAUGAUGAACAUUAAAAGAUGAGAAAAUACGAAUGAGAAGAGAAAAGAAAGAAAGGAAAAGAUUGAGAGAUUUGAGAAUGAAAAGAUAAAAAAGAUUUGAACAGAAAAAAAAUCUGAUUGGCGAUGAAAAAAAAUAUAACAAGCACAGAACGUGACUGUGCAAAACAAAAA